Liolophura sinensis is the source of this 1801-nucleotide messenger RNA. RefSeq names its product anti-sigma-I factor RsgI6-like. Lineage: Eukaryota; Metazoa; Mollusca; Polyplacophora; Chitonida; Chitonidae. The transcript is spliced from 12 exons. Gene Ontology annotation, biological process: carbohydrate metabolic process. Bases 33 to 1724 code for a protein of 563 amino acids. Gene Ontology annotation, molecular function: hydrolase activity, hydrolyzing O-glycosyl compounds. The record is from RefSeq and is a predicted model, not a curated record.
UCAGUUUGUCUGCGGAGCUACAGGGUGUCGAGAUGUUUCCUUUAGGCUUUUGUCUCGCGUUGGUUGUGGCAGCUGUCACCGGACAGGAGAUGUUAAAAAACCCGGGCAUGGACAGUAUGGCGAAUUGGGACUGCUGGAACAUAAACUGUGACCUGUCUACAGACAAACACAGCGGGAGUCACGCCAUUCAUGCCACAAACAGGCACCAUUUUUACGACGGUCCUUCUCAAACUGUCAACGUCUCACCAGGGAAACACUACAAUGUGGAAGCCUGGGCUAAAGUCUCUAAAGAUAAUGGGAAAGGUCAGAAAAUGACCUUGGAAGUGGAGAACCAUUUGCCAAACGGCCAUAGCAGUUACACAACUGUUUCAAGUCGAAAUUCACUGCGCACGUCUUCAGGCUGGAUCAAGCUUUUCGGUAUUUACCUGGCUCCACCUGGAGUGAAAAACAUCAAGGUGUACUUCCAAGGGCCAGAGCCCGGCGCUGAAUUCAUCGCAGACGCAGCAUCAAUGACACCCUUGGGGGAGGGGUCGGGAGACUGGAAAACACACGCAAACGCUCGGAUUGACAGUUUACGUAAACAUAACGUACAUAUCAAAGUAUCCAACGACGCUGGGUUUGACAAAAACGGCGUUACGAUUGAGGUAGUACAAAACAAGCAUCUGUUCCCCUUCGGAACGGCAGUUGUGGCACACAUCAUGAACAAGAACAAUGGUGGGUCAGACCAAAAAUAUCGCCAGUUCGUCUACGACCAUUUCAACUGGGCCGUCACGGAGAAUGCAAUGAAGUGGGAUCAGAUGGAAAGAACUGAGGGUCAUCCAAAUUAUGACACUGCUCUAAACGCUGUGAAGAAACUCAGAAGCCACGGGCUCAAAGUGCGAGCUCAUAAUUUGAUUUGGGCAGAUGAACGAUGGGUGCCCGCUUGGCUAAAAUCUAAAUCUGCUGGUGAAGUGAAGUCGUUGGUGGACAAACACGUUAAGGAAACGGUCACCAAAUUUAAGGGACUUGUCGAGCAUUGGGACGUUAACAACGAAAUGCUCCACAACAACUGGUACAUCCGGAAGACUGGAGACCACGACUUCACUAAGAAAGUGUUCAGAGAAGUCCAUCAAUACGACCCUCACGUGAAACUUUUCCUGAAUGACUUCGGCGUGGUGGCCGGAUCAGACGCUACAAAUGCAUACGUCGCUCAGGGAAAAGACUACAAAUCAUCUGGUACUUACGUAGCCGGCAUGGGAGCACAAUGUCAUUUCUGGCAAAUUCCUGACCCUCUUGUCGUAAAGCAACGUCUGGAUAUCUUGUCCGAGGUGGGACUGCCCAUCUGGGUUACAGAGUUGGACAUCAAGGAGCCUGACGAACAUAAGAGAGCAGACGCCUAUGAGAACGUUCUCCGCAUGUUGUUCUCACAUCCCAGUGUCCAUGGCAUCAUGUUCUGGGGCUUCUGGAGUCAGCAUCACUGGGCAGGAGAAGCCGCGUCCCUCGUAUCCGGGCCAGAGUUUAGGAUUAACGCUGCCGGAGAGAGGUUCCUAAAACUCAUGAGUCAGGACUGGAAGACGUACGACAAGCACCAACUGACCCGAGGAAGUACUUACUCUGUGCGGGCUUUCGCCGGAGAUUACGACGUGUACAUCAAGAGGAACGGACAAGUAAUACAAACAGAGCACUUUAGCGUAGGCAACUCGGACUACAAUUUUAACCUGCACCUAUCCGCCCACGGGUACUAGUAACUACUUUGCUUCUCAGCCCAUGCUCUGGUACAGGUUUACUGACACAUUAUACUGAAGUAAAAUGUUGAAACUCA